AUGCCGACCCAAUCCUCCUUCCCCAAUGUUGAAAUACCAGACGUGGACCUCUGGGCCCUCAUGUUUGACCGCAAAGACCGUGAUUUCUCAGACGACAAGAUCAUCUACCGCAGCGCGACAGAUGCCAAUCGACAUUACACAUUCGCACAGGUCAAAAGCCUGGCCACAACCUUUGGCGAAGGCCUUCAAAAUCUCUGGGACUGGCAACGGACGGAUGUACUGGCUUUGUUUGCCCCAAACGAUAUAGACAUCCCACCUGUGAUCUACGGCGCCUUUUUCGCUGGAGGCAUUGUGACGCCUGCGAAUCCAGGAUACUCGGCCGAUGAGUUGGCAUAUCAAUUGGAGAAUUCAGGGGCGAAGGGUUUAGUGACGACAAAGCACUUUAUUGAGACGGCGCUGACGGCAGCGGAAAAGGUGGGAAUCAAAAGGGAUCGCGUGAUUCUGCUGGGUAAAGAUAAGGAUAAAAACCAUCGGGUGAAGCACUGGACGAACAUCAGGAAGACUUCGGGGGCGUUGAGGUAUAGAAGGAAAAAGGCGAAGCCAGAGGAUUUGUCGUUUUUGGCGUAUAGUAGUGGGACGACGGGUUUGCCAAAGGGAGUCAUGCUAACGCAUCGGAACAUUGUUGCGGAUCUGCUCAUGGCGCAAGGAGCAGUCGGACAUUGGUAUACAUCUGCCGAUGACAAGUUUCUGGGCGUGCUACCGUUCUUCCAUAUCUAUGGGCUCACUGGCCUAGUGCACCAGGCGCUCCAUCGAGGGAUCGAGGUCGUGGUGAUGCCUGGUUUCGAUAUGGAGCCCUUCUUACGGACCAUACAAGACCACAAGAUAACCUUUAUCUAUGUUGCGCCCCCCAUAAUUGUGCGGUUAUCCCGAGACACACUGGUCGACAAGUAUGACCUUUCGUCUGUCAAAAUGAUGACGAGUGGUGCUGCCCCUCUGUCCAAAGAACUCGUUGAUGCAGUACACAAACGCCUGAACAUCAAGAUCAACCAAGCUUACGGGCUGAGCGAAACAAGUCCUAUGACACAUACUCAGCCCUGGAACGAAUGGUACACUUCAGUAGGCUCAGUCGGCAAGAUGUUUCCCAACAUGACUGCGAAAUACAUAUCCGCCUCCGGCAGCGAGCUUGGCCCAGGAGAAGCUGGAGAGCUCUGGCUCAGCGGUCCAAACAUCUUCAAAGGCUAUUGGAAAAACGAGGCCGCUACCCGGGACUCGAUAAUGGCAGAUGGCUUCUUCAAAACAGGAGACAUUGGCUUCCAAGACGCAGAACACAAUUUCUACAUUACAGACCGCGUCAAGGAACUCAUCAAAUACAAGGGCUUCCAGGUCCCUCCUGCAGAGCUCGAGGGCAAAUUGAUGGAAAGCGAAUUCGUAGACGAUGUAGCUGUCAUUGGCGUAGCGGACGAGGAACAACACACCGAAGUGCCACGCGCGUACAUUGUGCCCUCGCAGCCUACAGCUGGGGAGAAAGAAGCACAAGCCAUUGUAUCCUGGCUAGGCAAGAAAGUUGCAAGCCACAAGCGCAUCAGAGGCGGGGUCGUCUUCGUGAGCGAAAUCCCAAAGAGCGCAAGUGGCAAGAUAUUACGGCGUUUGUUGAAGGAGAGAAGUAAGGCCGAUGUGCCACUGGGUAUGGUCGAUGUGACUACGAGGGAGAAGGCGAAGCUUUGA
Messenger RNA from Plenodomus lingam JN3, 1665 nucleotides. RefSeq lists its product as uncharacterized. Lineage: Eukaryota; Fungi; Ascomycota; Dothideomycetes; Pleosporales; Leptosphaeriaceae. The record is from RefSeq and is a predicted model, not a curated record. Gene Ontology annotation, biological process: secondary metabolic process. Gene Ontology annotation, molecular function: CoA-ligase activity.